GGCCCCGGAUUUCCAUGGUGCCGGGGGCCGCCUGCAUCCCCCCGCCCUGAGCCGGGAGGCGGGCGGCACCGGAGCGGCGAGGGCUGAACCAUGUGAGGGACAUUGCCGGGGCUCAGGACACGCGCUGGGGACACGGAGUUUGCCUUUCCCAGGAUGGAUCAGAGGAGGAACUGGCCUCGGGUACUGGACUCUGAUGGCUGCUCAGUGACUCUGCUCUGCCUCUUCCUGGCUUCGCUCUCCCGGAACGUGUCCAGCAAUGCCUUGUUCAACACUUUCCACUCGGAGAACCGGGACUGGACGUUCAACCACCUGGCGGUGCACCGGGGCACCGGGGCGGUCUACGUGGGGGCCAUCAACAGGGUGUACAAGCUUUCGGGGAACCUGACCAUCCUGGUGGCCCACAAAACCGGCCCCGAGGAGGACAACAAAUCCUGCUACCCGCCCCUCAUCGUGCAGCCCUGCAGCGAGGUCCUCACGCUCACCAACAACGUCAACAAGCUGCUCAUCAUCGACUACUCCGAGAACCGGCUGCUGGCCUGCGGCAGCCUCUACCAGGGCGUCUGCAAGCUGCUGCGCCUCGACGACCUCUUCAUCCUGGUGGAGCCCUCGCACAAGAAGGAGCAUUACCUCUCCAGCGUCAACAAAACGGGCACCAUGUACGGGGUGAUCGUGCGCUCCGAGGGCGAGGACGGGAAGCUCUUCAUCGGCACGGCGGUGGACGGCAAGCAGGAUUACUUCCCCACGCUCUCCAGCCGCAAGCUGCCCCGGGACCCGGAGUCGUCGGCGAUGUUGGAUUACGAGCUCCACAGUGACUUUGUUUCGUCCCUCAUCAAAAUCCCCUCGGACACGCUGGCCCUGGUUUCGCACUUCGAUAUCUUUUACAUCUACGGCUUCGCCAGCGGCAACUUUGUCUAUUUUCUGACGGUGCAGCCGGAGACCCCCGAGGGCGUCUCCAUCAACUCCGCCAGCGACCUCUUCUACACCUCCCGCAUCGUCCGCCUGUGCAAGGACGACCCCAAGUUCCACUCGUACGUGUCCCUGCCCUUUGGCUGCGUCAAGGGCGACACGGAGUACCGGCUGCUGCAGGCCGCCUACCUGUCCAAGCCGGGGCAGGUGCUGGCCAGGGCCCUCAACAUCACGGCGCAGGAGGACGUGCUGUUCGCCAUCUUCUCCAAGGGGCAGAAGCAGUACCACCACCCCCCCGACGACUCCGCACUCUGCGCCUUCCCCAUCCGCACCGUCAACGCCCACAUCAAGGAGCGCCUGCAGUCCUGCUACCAGGGCGAGGGCAACCUGGAGCUCAACUGGCUGCUGGGGAAGGACGUGCAGUGCACCAAAGCGCCAGUCCCCAUCGAUGACAACUUCUGCGGGCUGGACAUCAACCAGCCCCUGGGCGGCUCCGUGCCCGUGGAUGGGGUGACGCUCUUCACCUCCAGCCGCGACCGCAUGACCUCCGUGGCUUCCUACGUCUACAACGGCUACAGCGUGGUCUUCGUGGGCACCAAGACGGGCAGGCUGAAGAAGAUCCGGGCGGAUGGGCCGCCCCAGGGCGGGAUCCAGUACGAGGUGGUGCCGGUGUUCAAGGACGGGAGCCCGGUGCUGCGGGACAUGGCCUUCUCCACCGACCACAAGUACCUGUACGUCAUGUCAGAGCGCCAGGUGUCCCGGGUGCCCGUGGAGUCCUGUGAGCAGUACACGACCUGCCAGGAGUGCCUGAGCUCGGGGGACCCCCACUGCGGCUGGUGCUCCCUGCACCACAUGUGCUCCCCGAGGGACCGGUGUGAGCGGGCAGAGGAGCCGUUCCGCUUCGCGGGGAGCAUCGGGCAGUGCCUGAGCGUGGCCGUGCAGCCCAGCAGCAUCUCCGUGUCCGAGCACAGCCUCCCGCUCAGCCUGCGGGUGAGCGAUGCUCCAGACCUGAGUGCCGGCGUCAGCUGCCUCUUCGGGAACCUGAGCGAGGUGGAGGGGCAGGUGUCGGGCAGCCAGGUGGUUUGUGUGUCACCAGCAGCCAAAGAUGUGCCUGCCAUCCCCGUGGAUCAGGACUGGUUCGGUGUCGUGCUCCAGCUGAAGUCCCGGGAGACGGGCAGGACCUUCGUCAGCACCGAGUUCAAGUUCUACAACUGCAGCGCCCACCAGCUGUGCCUGUCCUGUGUGAACAGCGCCUUCCGCUGCCACUGGUGCAAGUACCGGAACCUCUGCACGCACGACCCCACCACCUGCUCCUUCCAGGAGGGAAGGAUCAACGUCUCCGAGGACUGCCCGCAGCUCUUCCCCACGGAGGAGAUCCUGAUCCCGGUGGGAGAGGUGAAGCCCAUCACGCUGAAGGCCAGGAACCUGCCGCAGCCCCAGUCGGGCCAGAGGGGCUACGAGUGUGUGCUCAGCAUCCAGGGCAUCGUGCACAGGGUGCCCGCCCUGCGCUUCAACAGCUCCAGCGUGCAGUGCCAGAACAGCUCGUACCUCUAUGAUGGGAUGGACAUCAGCAACUUGGCAGUGGACUUUGCCGUGGUUUGGAACGGGAACUUCGUCAUUGACAACCCGGAGAAUCUGAAAGUGCACCUGUACAAGUGCGCGGCGCAGCGCGAGAGCUGCGGGCUGUGCCUCAAGGCCGACCCCAAGUUCGAGUGCGGCUGGUGCAGCGGCGAGGCCAAGUGCACCCUGCGGCCCCACUGCGGCUCCCCGGGCGCGCAGCCCUGGCUCGACUGGUCCAGCCACAACGUCAAGUGCUCCAACCCGCGCAUCACCGAGAUCCUGACGGUGUCGGGGCCCCCGGAAGGAGGGACGAGGGUGACCAUCCGAGGCGUGAACCUGGGCCUGGACUUCUCGGAGAUCGCGCAGGGCGUGCAGGUGGCCGGGGUGCAGUGCACGCCCCUGCCCGAGCACUACGUGGUGGCCGAGCAGAUCGUCUGUGAAAUGGGGCAGGCGCUUCCAGGGAUCAGCUCCGGCCCAGUGCUCCUGUGCAUCGGAGAGUGCAAGCCCGAGUUCACGGCCAAGUCAGCGCAGCAGUACAUGUUCGUGACUCCAGCUGUGAGUUUCCUGAGCCCCAGCCGUGGCCCGGAGUCGGGAGGGACCAUGGUGACCAUCUCUGGCCACUACCUGGGGGCCGGCAGCCGCGUGUCCGUGCUCCUGGGGAACCAGACCUGCGAGUUCCACGAGCGAUCCAUGAAUGAGAUCGUUUGUGUGUCAGCGCCCUCAGCCCACGGCCUGGGGGCUGUUCAGGUCUCUGUCAGCGUGGACAGGGCUCAGCUGGAGAGAACUUUGCUGUUUGAGUACAUCGAUGACCCCAAGGUGCAGCACAUCGAGCCCGAGUGGAGCAUCGCCAGCGGACACACGCCCCUGACUGUCACUGGCUCCAACCUGGACGUGAUCCAGGAGCCCCGGGUCCGCGUCAAGUACAACGGGAAGGAGUUUGUCAACGUGUGCCAGGUGGUGAACGGCACGGCCCUGGCCUGCCUGGCGCCGCCGCUGAGCGCCGAGUACCGCCCGGGGCUGGACGCCGUGGAGCGCCCGGACGAGUUUGGCUUCAUCUUCAACAACGUCCAGUCCCUGCUGGUCUACAACGACACCAAGUUCAUCUACUACCCCAACCCCACGUUUGAAAUGCUGAGCUCCAGCGGGGUGCUGGAGCAGAAGCCGGGCUCUCCCAUCAUCCUGAAGGGCAGGAACCUGUGCCCGCCCGCCCCGGGAGGAGCCAAGCUCAACUACACGGUGCUGAUCGGGGAGACGCCCUGCGCCGUCACCGUGUCCGAGACACAGCUGCUGUGCGAGCCCCCCACCCUCACCGGGCAGCACAAAGUGACGGUGCGUGUUGGGGGGGUCGUCUUCUCCCCUGGCUCCGUGAGCAUCGUCUCCGACAGCCUCCUGACCCUGCCCGCCAUCGUCAGCAUCGCGGCCGGCGGCUCCCUGCUCCUCAUCAUCGUCAUCAUCGUCCUCAUCGCCUACAAGCGCAAGUCCCGCGAGAACGACCUCACCCUCAAGAGGCUGCAGAUGCAGAUGGACAACCUGGAGUCCCGGGUGGCCCUGGAGUGCAAGGAGGCUUUUGCCGAGCUGCAGACGGACAUCAACGAGCUGACCAGCGACCUGGACCGCUCCGGGAUCCCCUACCUGGACUACCGCACCUACGCCAUGCGGGUGCUCUUCCCGGGCAUCGAGGACCACCCCGUCCUGCGGGAGCUGGAGGUCCAGGGGAACGGGCAGCAGAGCGUGGAGAAGGCCCUGAAGCUCUUUGCCCAGCUGAUCAACAACAAGGUGUUCCUGCUGACCUUCAUCCGCACGCUGGAGCUGCAGCGCAGCUUCUCCAUGCGCGACCGCGGCAACGUGGCCUCGCUGAUCAUGACGGGGCUGCAGGGCAAGCUGGAGUACGCCACCGACGUCCUCAAGCAGCUGCUCUCCGACCUCAUCGAGAAGAACCUGGAGAACAAGAACCACCCCAAGCUGCUCCUGCGCAGGACCGAGUCCGUGGCCGAGAAGAUGCUGACCAACUGGUUUGCCUUCCUGCUCCACAGGUUCCUCAAGGAAUGUGCUGGAGAGCCCCUGUUCAUGCUCUACUGUGCCAUCAAGCAGCAGAUGGAGAAGGGCCCCAUCGAUGCCAUCACGGGAGAGGCGCGGUACUCCCUGAGCGAGGACAAGCUCAUCCGGCAGCAGAUCGAGUACAAGACCCUGAUCCUGAACUGCGUGAACCCAGACAAUGAGAACAGCCCGGAGAUCCCUGUGAAGGUGCUGAACUGCGACACCAUCACCCAAGUCAAGGAGAAGAUCCUGGACGCCGUGUACAAAAAUGUCCCCUAUUCCCAAAGACCGAGAGCUGUUGACAUGGAUUUGGAGUGGCGGCAGGGCCGGAUCGCCCGCGUGGUGCUGCAGGAUGAAGACAUCACCACCAAGAUCGAGGGGGACUGGAAGCGCCUCAACACCCUGGUGCACUAUCAGGUGUCAGACCGCUCCGUGGUGGCUCUGGUUCCCAAGCAAACCUCCUCCUACAACAUUCCUGCCUCUGCCAGCAUCUCCCGGACCUCAAUCAGCAGAUAUGACUCCACGUUCCGCUACACGGGCAGCCCCGACAGCCUCCGCUCGCGCGCGCCCAUGAUCACCCCCGACCUGGAGAGCGGCGUCAAGGUCUGGCACCUGGUCAAGAACCACGACCACGGCGACCAGAAGGAAGGGGACAGGGGCAGCAAGAUGGUGUCUGAGAUCUACCUGACCAGGCUCCUGGCUACCAAGGGCACGCUGCAGAAGUUCGUGGACGACCUGUUUGAGACGCUGUUCAGCACGGUGCACCGCGGCAGCGCCCUGCCCCUCGCCAUCAAGUACAUGUUCGACUUCCUGGACGAGCAGGCGGACAAGCACGGCAUCCACGACACCGACGUCCGGCACACCUGGAAGAGCAACUGCCUUCCCCUCCGCUUCUGGGUGAACGUGAUCAAAAACCCGCAGUUCGUGUUCGACAUCCACAAGGGCAGCAUCACGGACGCCUGCCUCUCCGUGGUGGCUCAGACCUUCAUGGAUUCCUGCUCCACCUCGGAGCACCGCCUGGGCAAGGACUCCCCCUCCAACAAGCUGCUGUACGCCAAGGACAUCCCCAGCUACAAGAGCUGGGUGGAGAGGUAUUACGCGGACAUCGCCAAGCUCCCGGCCAUCAGCGACCAGGACAUGAACGCCUACCUCGCCGAGCAGUCGCGCCUGCACGCCGUGGAGUUCAACAUGCUGAGCGCGCUCAACGAGAUCUACUCCUACGUCAGCAAGUACAGCGAGGAGCUCAUCGGGGCUCUGGAGCAGGAUGAGCAGGCUCGGAGGCAGCGCUUGGCUUACAAAGUAGAGCAACUCAUUGGGGCCAUGUCCUUCGAGAGCUGAAGAAAGGUCACGGACGGCAAAGGGCAGAGGAUCGCACGGACUCUCGGGAAUUUGGAGGGAGAACAAGCAAGGAAGGCACCGGACACACCCCCAAGGCUCCUCUGGAGAGAGCAGAGCCUGGCUCAAGGACUGGCUGUGCUCAAAAAUCAUACAGGAUCCAGUUUGAAAGGGCAGGAAGGGAGGAAGGUGAAACAUCUCAAUCAAAGUCCAAGCAAGGUGGAUCAUUUUUUCGAGUGUACACGGAAGGAAGGAACCUGGAAAGUCUGGAUGUCUCCACGACUGCUGCUUUGCAUGAAAAUUAUUUAGUGUAUAUUAGAAAAUAAAACUCUAUUUAAAAGGGUUUUUUUGUAAAAAAAAAAAAAAAAACAAAAAACAAAAAACAAAGGAAGAAAAAGGAAAAAAAAAUAAAUAGAGCAAAAAACACAGAGGCCAUAGAGAUAAUCCUGGCAAGAAGGAUCAGCUCUGAAUCCUGUCCCUGAGAGCCUUCCGAGGACACGGCUCAGGCAAUCUGCGAACGGACUCUCACGCCCAUUGGAACGUCUGGAAAACCAAAAUGGCUUCGUUUUGGAUUCUUACAAGUACGAGCACAAGUUUGCACCACACCUUUUUACAUGAGCAAAAUAGCAGUUUUGCCCAAAAAUAGUCCAGUGGCUGAGUGACUUAGAGGCACUAGAAGGAACUUUACCUGAACUGCAAACCCAUCAGAUCAUCCAACCUGUCCUGAAACCCAGCUUCAUCCAUGUAUUUAUAUAGUGUCAAUACAUAUAUUUUUUUUUUUAAAUCCCAUUUACUGUCGAAUGAGGGAAGAUCUGAAUUUCAUUGGUUUUCCCUUUUCCGCCUCCACCCCACCUCACUGGCUGAUCCAGCAGUGUCCAGCAGUGUCCAGCAUGGCCGUGGUGAUCCAGCAGUGUCCAGCAGUGUCCAGCUGUGUCCAGCCUGGCCGUGGUGAUCCAGCUGUGUCCAGCAGUGUCCAGCAGUGUCCAGCAGUGUCCAGCAGUGUCCAGCAGUGUCCGGCCUGGCCGUGGUGAUCCAGCAGUGUCCAGCAGUGUCCGGCCUGGCCGUGGUGAUCCAGCAGUGUCCAGCAGUGUCCAGCCUGGCCGUGGUGAUCCAGCAGUGUCCAGCAGUGUCCGGCCUGGCCAUGGUGAUCCAGCAGUGUCCAGCAGUGUCCAGCAGUGUCCAGCAGUGUCCAGCAGUGUCCGGCCUGGCCGUGGUGAUCCAGCAAUGAUCCAUUCAAUGUCCACUGCUGGUUCCUGCCGGUGCCAGGUGAGCCAAGGCAGAGCUGGGCUGACACCUCCAGCGUGGGUUUUGGGGGUCUCCAGCAGCCACCUCCGACUUCUCGCAGCAAAGCCCCCCAAACCCCGAUGUUUAUGGUGACAAUACUUGAAGAGCCUGGACGUUGGGAGAGCAGAUCUUUGUUUUGCUGCUGGACGUGCGGAGUCCUUGGGCACAGGCUCCCUUUGGGUGUCUCCACCAGCGUUUGCCGCCUCACCCAGUGCCAGGACUUGCAUUUCCACUGGGAAGGGGAGAGAAAUCUCUGCUCCAGGCAAGAGCAAACCUUAACCAGCACCCCGGGCCAGCCAGCUCUGCUGUCGUGUCUCUGUGUCGGCGUCUCGUUGUUCUCUUCAGUUCCUUGCUGGCCCCCAUGGCACACGUUCCUGUGGCCAGUGACAGGCAAAUGUUUGUGAGUGUUAUUUCUUUCAAAGACACCAAAGCUUAUGUGUGUCCCUUUGUAGAGUGCCAGGAGGGGAAGGAAUGCUGUAAAUAUUUCUCUCUGUAGUAAAUAUUGAUACGUGUGCAGGCUGCAGUGGGGAGGGCAGGGAGAGGAGGCCUAAUGGAAAUACAAGAGUUGGCUGCAGGAGCUUGGCAAUGGCAGCAAAAUAAUUCCUGGUGUCUGCCCAGGCAGUGUCACACCAGACUGGGACCUUCGUUUGCAGCCAGUGUGUGUUGAAGGAAAAUCCAUUUCCAUCUCCAUCCCCCUCCUCCACCAUUCCUGCCUGGAGGAGCCCAGCAGGGCUCCCAGAGAGCUGCUGGCUUUCCGUGUCCUGCAGUCCAGCACCAGGGGAGGGGAGAAGCACGUAGAGAAAUACUCAGGAAACUUGGUUUAAUUACCAUUCAGUAAAAGCCAUGCCAAGUCCACUUUCUUUUGGUAAUCCACUUCUGUGAGUCUCUCUGAAAAGCAGAAAAUACUGAUGAUAAUAAUCGACCUUGUGCAAUAAGUUCUUGACAUUUACAGCAGCCUGAGCACCGGAUUUACUGAGACAGGGGGAGAGUGGCAGAGGAAGAGACUGAAAGGCAGAGCAGUGUUUGUACUGCCUGUUACCCGAGAGUUCCCUUCCCAGGGAUCCCGCUCCUGCACGGUGAAUCUCAUUUCUGAGGCAAAAAAUGUGCAAAAGUCCUACUAAAAGUCAGGCACUGCGGAGCCCAGCGCCAGGAGUGCCACUGGAGCAGUCCCCAGCCUGGCCUGCCCUUUGCUGCAGGUACCACAGGACAUGGCAGAGGGUCAGGCUCUGAAAUCCUGCAGGUUUUUUGCUGGUUCUGUUCCUGCUGUUCACAGUGAUCCAUCACACAGCCUAGGUGAGGGAUUGCCAGACCUGUUCUAGCUCUGGUUGUUGGUUUGGGUUCACCAAGUUCUCAUGGUACUCUGAAAACCCAAAGAGAGCACACCAAAAAGCUCCUGAACGAUUUCCAAACACUUCCAAAUAUCAGUCUGGGGAGUUACCUCUGCAGGACUCACAAAAUACAGCCCAAAGCAAAGGCCUGGCUGUGCAUCACCUGGGCCUGGUGACAGUGUCCCUGCCCGCCAGCCCUCACGGUGCUCCUCUCUGCAUCUCUUUGAGAGGCUUUUGUGUAGCUUUUAAUCCUGCUUUCCUCCUCCUGCUCUCUCCCCUCUGGCCAGGAGCACCCCCCAAGCCAAGGCUUCGUCAUUCCCCACUCCCCUGUAUUUUCUCAGCAGAAGUGGAGAUCCCCACACCCCCCCCUGGAUUCUCUGGGAGAACAUCAAGGAGACAAGGGGACAGCUGAGUUCAUCUUCUGUGCUGUGGGACGAUUGGAGCAGAGAGAAAAAAGGGGAAGCAGCAGGAGCACUUUGCAAACCAGCAAGCUCUUACACUUCUGACUGAAUUCCGAAGGAAACGGCAAAAACACCUCUUCCAUCGUCUGGAAAAGCUUCAGGAGGAUGGCAGAGGGAGCAGCACAGUCCUGGCUGGAGGGGUGGCCUAGAAAUACAUUGCCAAGUCUCUUCUCAUGGUGGUUGACAUUAAUUAUGGAUCUUUACAGGCAAUUACAUGGAUUGAAGCGACAUAUCCCCCUGGGGCAGAGCGCUGGGAAUCUCUUGCCCUGUUUGCAUCCAACAUUUCCAUUCCUCCUUCGGGAAGAGGAAGCUUCAAAUCUCAAAAUGGCAUUUUCUUCACUCCCGCAGCAAACUGGACUCGAGCUUUGGUCAGGAGGGGGCACUUGCCUUAGAUGAAAAGAUUUCACGUCCCUCUCAUUGCCCCCUUCCUCCUGCAAGGCCGCUCGGAGUUUGGAGUCUCCAGCUCGCUCCGUUUCAGGUAUUCCGACAUCAAAGCGGGAGACGUCACUUUCCGGGAUCUCUCCGCCUGGUGUCACCGCUUGAAUAAUUCCGUUUAAUCUUCUGCUCACGAGCUAUCAAAGCACCCACUCCGAGGGGGAGCGAGGUGCUAAUCAAACGCUUCUCCACCUUGGAAGCCUUUAUUAAAACCCCACAGAGGAGAGUGGAGCUCGCAGGCAAGGCUGGCCCCGCGUGAGCCCCGCUCAGGAGCCGCAGCCGCCAAAGCUCGGAGGGUGUGGACAGCGAGCGGUCCACGCUUUGCCAUAAAGGAUGGAUUUAAAGGGAGGCAGGAGGGAUCAGCACGGCCAAAGCGCUGGAAGCCCUGUGAAAUCCAGCAUGGAUAUCCCUGGAAAGCCUGGAUAUCCUGCCUGCAGCAGUGAGGACCCACCGUGGGGGCCAGCGCUGAGAAACAAAACUGCUGCCACGGCCUCGCUGCAUCCAUCCCAGCAGCAUUCCAGGGGUGGAAUUUCAGGUUUUUCCCUGAGGGAUGGCCGUGGGGACAGCGGUGCCUCCCCACAGGGCUGGGCUGUGACACGCUGGGGACGGUGAGCACAGCAGAGACCUUCAUCACAGCAGUGCCUUCCACACUCUGUCUUAAAAUCCUGGUGGCCCAUCCCCACGUCGGUGUUCCCUCCUUCCUUCCACUGGACUCCACAAAAAUGUCCCAGCGUAGGAAACAGUUUGGGUGGGCACGUGGAGGGCAAAGGCGAGAGGGUUUAAGGCUCUGGGGUUGCAUUCUGCACGCUGCUGGCUCCGAGCUCCUUGAGGGGGUCUUGGUGUUUAAGUCUGUGUGGAAAAAGGGUCAGAGCAUCCCCUCCUCCAGCGGGCACAGCCUCCAAACAAGGCCUCGUUCCCAGAAGUCCCCAGGAGCCAGCAGGGAUGAGGAAGGCCAGGUUGGCACAGGGCAGAGCAGCUCCCAGCACGGUCCCUGUGCUGCUCCAGAGCCUCGAGCCCCUUCCCUGGCAGCAGCCCAGCCACGUUCUCCUGUCACUGGCUGUUCUCCAUCCAGUUUCCUGUGCUGCCAGAGCUCACCUGUCACAGGGACUCAGCUCCCCAAACUAAAUGAAACUAAAAGAGACUGACUUGAAUAAGCUGGGCCAUCAGGGAGAGCUCACGUGUGACUGUGCCCUGGAGAGAAGAAAAAAUGUUCUGAGGAGGGUAAAUAACUGACAUCAAAGAUGAAUUAAAAUGCCACAGAGCUUCAGCCAUCCUAUUCCAGAUCCACAUUUGUACCAGGAAUUGCAAGGCAACAGUGCAGGGAGCUGUGACAUUGUACAGAGUUGUGUGUGAGGAAGAGCUCGGAGCACAGAACCGUCCUUGGUGAAAACACCCAGCCUGGACCCAAAACCAGAGACCAGCGGGUCAGAGGCUGAGGGCAAAGCACUGGGGACAGCUCUGAAGCCACCUGCAUGGGCAGGAUGGUUUGGUUUUACUGAUGAGACAUUCAGUGGGGAAACCAUCAGAGUAAGAGAUGCCCGUGUGCUGCUGGGGAGCAACCCGAAAUGUGCAGUUUCAGUGCAGUUUGGUCGGGUUAGUUUUGCAGGGGAAGGGGAUGGGAGCCUUUGGACCAGUUUUGGCUGUCUGGGAGGCUUUGUGCAAAGCCCCUUCACCCUGAAAACCCCCAGGUUCGGGUGCUGGUCCUGUUCUGGGCAGGCAAUGGAGCAGCGGCCGGAACCCGGUGCCCGGUGCCUUCUGGAAGAAAACUGGGGGUCUGUGGUGUGUGCCCUGCACCCCAGGGUGCUCUGUGGGGUGCUGGCACCGUGCUGGGGUCACUGACGGGGAGGUGGAAGGGUGGGGCAGUGCAGGCUGGAAAAGCCACCCCACCCCUCCAGGGUGUCUGUGCCCACCUUGCUGCGGUGGCAGCCAGCGGUGUUGUGGCCGUGCUGUGAGCAUGGCAGUGUCUCUGUGCUUGUUCUUUCAGAUCCCCCUUUGUCCCUGUGUUCCCCAUCCCUCUCCUUCCUUUGUAACCGUGGAAUAUAAUCCUGAAAAGAUUGACCUUCCUGCAGCGUUGAGGAACACGCUCCAGGGGCCCGCAGGGUCCAUCCAGUUGCACGGACAAUAUCCCAAAUACCCCAAACUCCCCGGGGCUGCCAGAUCAAACACGAGAUCUCCUGUAUGGCCUUUCCUUUGGGAUUUGCAAUACCUCUCUUUCGAAUAAGCUUGGAAGUUUAGGCAACAGCUUCUCCAGCCGGCGUUUCCAUCCCGAGGACUGGGCACACAAAGGUGCACAGAGGAGCCGUGGGCAGGGAAAAAAGCUGAUUUUGCCACGUUAUUUCAUGGCUUCAGAAGAUGCAGUAAAAAUGUCCUUCUCUUACUGCUGAGUUUUGGUGUUGUUGGUACCUUGGGGGCCGUUAGGAGAAGCAGCAAGGGGAAGGGAAUGUACAGGUACUAAAACUUCUGGAGUCCCCCCGAAAACGUCACAGAAUGUAGAGGUAUCAGCCAUGGAACAGAUUCUGAUUUCUUCUUCCCCUUCUCCUUACAACCCCCAGCCGUUUUUAGGGGAUUUGUGUAUUGGCAGGAACAAGGAAUUGAUUUGUAUCUGUGCCCAUUCCACCGUAUCGUUCUCUGGCUCCUCCCCUCCCCGUUAUACUUGACACACUGGAGUUCUGUAUUAUAUUUUUUUUUAAGAUGAUUGUCUGUUUUUUGUUGUUUUUACAAGUGUUGUGGAAAAAAAAAAUGUAAGAAAGUUUAAGUAUUUAAAAAUGUUCCAAGGAAAUAAAAGGGGGUUUUGUUAUUAUUCUAAUAUAUUAUUGUGUACCUAUUGUAAAUAUGAAACACUCCUAUUUUGCAAGCCAAGGACUCACUUUGUACUGUUGUUAUAUAUAAAUAAAGUUUACUGGUUAAAAAAGC
Molecule: messenger RNA, 12259 nt
Organism: Vidua chalybeata
Lineage: Eukaryota; Metazoa; Chordata; Aves; Passeriformes; Viduidae
Gene: PLXNA2
Product: plexin A2
Exons: 32
Coding region: 154-5841 (1895 amino acids)
Biological process (GO): negative regulation of cell adhesion; semaphorin-plexin signaling pathway involved in axon guidance; positive regulation of axonogenesis
Cellular component (GO): semaphorin receptor complex
Molecular function (GO): protein binding; semaphorin receptor activity
Source: RefSeq, a predicted model, not a curated record